UUAUCCUCAUGUUCUCUUCAAGUGAUGCUUCUCGGCGGCGGGACCAUACAAUGGUGGGCUACCCCGCACAGGACCCGGUUUAUUUUUCUCUUGCUGGAAAAAGGUGCUGACGGAUGAGGGAUUGUGGACAUGUGAGACUUCUUCCGAUGUAGAUCAUCACCAAAGGAGGGAGACUUCGGUAAAAGAGGACCGGAUAACGGCAUCUCGCCAUAGCACCGACUGAAGGAGUAUCAACAUGAUUUUUAGUACUAAAUAGAGACGAUCCGUACAAAUUGCGAUGAAGUGAGUAAGAGUGGGAGCUCGGUAACUUCGCCAUGAAAUCAGUGUUCUUAAGCCGCUUCUUCAUCCUUCUGCCUUGGGUCCUAAUAGUCAUCAUCAUGAUCGAUAUCGACAGUAAAAGAACGAUUUGGUCUCCCGUCGCAGUUCGGGGCAGCAGGGCGCAGCGGGCGGCCCUGCCGGUCAUCUACGCCAUCACUCCCACUUACACGCGUCCGGUGCAGAAAGCCGAGCUGACCCGACUCGCCCACGUUUUCCGACAGGUGCCCCAGUUCCAUUGGAUCGUGGUGGAGGACUCCACUGUGCGAACGGAUCUGGUGAGCCGCUUCUUGGCUCGGUGCGGCGUGUCCUACACGCACCUGCACGUCUUCACACCCCGCAGGUUCAAGCGCGUCGGGAUGCCGCGUGCGACCGAGCAGAGGAAUGUGGCCCUUGGGUGGCUCCGGCAGCACCGGACACGCCACGACGCGGGGGUGGUCUUCUUUGCCGACGAUGACAACACUUACAGCCUGGAGUUAUUUGAAGAGAUGCGAAACACUCGAGGAGUGUCUGUAUGGCCAGUGGGCUUUGUGGGUGGCAGAGCAUAUGAGCGCCCACUAGUGUCAGGGGGCAAAGUUGUGGGCUGGUACACCGGCUGGAGACCAGAUCGACCCUUUGCCACUGACAUGGCAGGUUUUGCAGUGAACCUCCAAGUGAUCCUGGCAAAUCCAAGGGCGCAGUUCAAGAGGCGAGGCUCCCAGCCGGGCAUGCAGGAGUCCGACUUCCUCAAGCAGAUCACCAAGGUGACAGAGUUGGAGCCCAAGGCCAACAACUGCACUCGGGUGCUUGUUUGGCACACGCGCACAGAGAAGCCACACCUUGCAAAUGAGUCCAAACACCCGAAGGACAGUGUGGUGAUUGAGGUGUGAGACCGGGUCUAUUUACAACUGGAACUUGCUAUCAGCAGACCGCCCCCCCUCCUCAUAGUGUUCAUCACUGACAAUCACUAAGGAGGCACACCAGUCAACACAGAGCCUAUCCCAGCUGGUUUUUGGUAAAAGGUGGCCUACACCCUCCACUGAUCAGCCGUCAAUCACAGGGUGAGGAUGCUGGAGAAGAAAGGAUGGUCGCAUAAACCACCACGCUACCAAGGAGCCCAACUAAGAUAACGGUUGUGAAAAAAAAACAAGAAUUAAACAUGGAUUGUGUUCA
Molecule: messenger RNA, 1467 nt
Organism: Dunckerocampus dactyliophorus (ringed pipefish)
Lineage: Eukaryota; Metazoa; Chordata; Actinopteri; Syngnathiformes; Syngnathidae
Gene: b3gat2
Product: beta-1,3-glucuronyltransferase 2 (glucuronosyltransferase S)
Exons: 4
Coding region: 315-1184 (289 amino acids)
Biological process (GO): carbohydrate metabolic process; chondroitin sulfate proteoglycan biosynthetic process
Cellular component (GO): Golgi membrane
Molecular function (GO): galactosylgalactosylxylosylprotein 3-beta-glucuronosyltransferase activity
Source: RefSeq, a predicted model, not a curated record